This is a messenger RNA of Panicum virgatum (switchgrass), 1675 nucleotides long. RefSeq lists its product as uncharacterized. The transcript has 3 exons. The coding region runs from base 785 to 1492 and encodes 235 amino acids. The record is from RefSeq and is a predicted model, not a curated record. Lineage: Eukaryota; Viridiplantae; Streptophyta; Magnoliopsida; Poales; Poaceae.
CGCCAUCUAGUCUAGCAAACAAACAGGCUCUUCUCCUUCGUCGCCGCGCCGAUGGCUACCGCAGAUCCCGCCACCUCCCGCCGCCCCACCCCGCCCUUCUCCCCUGACAAGGACGGCAUCCUCUGCGCCUCCUCCCCUUCCGACGGCUACCUCUCCACCUCUGACGUCAACGCGGGGAAGAUCGCAUCAGCGGCCUCCCUGAUGAGCUGCUCUCCAACAUCGUCGCGCGCCUCCCCCUCAAGGACGCCGCGCGCACAGCCGUGCUCUCCCCGCGCUGGCGCCGUGUCUGGGCCUCCACACCCCUCGUUCUUUGCGACGUUGACCUCUUCCCGGUGCUCACCGAUGGUAGGUUCGUGCCGACCACCAUCAUCGAUGCCAUCUGAUGCAUCCUCGCCGUGCAUCAGGGCCCCUUCCGCUCCAUCUGCCUCACAUACAGCUUCCACCGCGCGGUAGCCCGUGACGUCGCGCUCGCGUGCAGGUGGCUCCGCGUCCUCGCUGACAAUACCUCCACGAGCCUCCCAUCAGAAGUACUCUUUGUCGCCUCCCUUGUCCGCCUCGACCUAAGGCACUGGGACUUCCCUAGCACUGAUUGCUUUCCCCGCGCUUCCUAUGUCUUCCCACGCCUGCGUGAGCUCUAUCUCCGGGACAUCCACAUUGGGGCCACCGACAUUGACCGUCUCCUCCAGUACAGCCCUGAGCUGGAGGUCUUUGCACUCAUUGACAGCAAUUGCAUGCACCCAAUGUUUGCAUCCGCAAUCGCAAACUCUAGUGCGUCAUCUUCUGGAUGUCUGUUGCCAACAUGUUCCAAGUGCUUUUUGCCCCGAGCCUUGAGCGUCUCAUCUUCUGGUGCCCGAUACCCGAUGUCCAGCACAUCCACGGUUCCCCCAUCCGGCUCAGCAUUGGGUACACCAACAACCUUAAGGUGCUUGGCUACUUGGAUCCAAGAAUCCACGAGCUCGAGGUUCGCAGCACGGUCAUCAAGGCUGAAACAAAACCAGGACCAUACUCUGUCGCUCCAAGUGUCAGUAUUCUGGCCCUAAAUGUGCGCUUUGAUGUUCCCAAGGAGGCCCAGAUGGUGCCUAGCUUUCUGGGAUGCUUUCCUUUUAUCCACACUUUGCACGUGCAGUCUGCUGGAGGUGAUGAGCCCAUUGGAGAGCCCAAUUUCAAGUUCUGGCUGGAGGCUAGCCCCAUCAAGUGCUUGAAGUCAACACUGAGAAAGGUGGUGGUCAAGAACUUCCGAGGGUAUGACAGUGAGUUUUCAUUCCUUAGGUUCAUAUGGGAGAGGGCAAAGGUGCUUCAGAAAUUGGUCAUCGAUUUGGCAAGUGGAGAUGAUCCUGCUUUGAUUAAGGAGAUCAUCACCAAGCUGAAAUCUCAAGCUUGUGUGAGAAGGGUGAAAGGCCGCAAGGCAACAUUUAUGUUGCGUUCUGGAGGAAGAAAAUGGUGCUUAAACAUAGCAUCCAACCUUACCCUCAGUGACCCGUUUGAUUUCUGAUUGUCGCCCUGGAAAGCAAGAGUACCUUUCAACAGGGAAACCACAUUCUCAAACUGAUUAACUUCUUAUGUUAGUGAUCCUAUGUUCAGAACUUGAAAGUUUUCUUCAUGUGAUCAUUAUUGUCUGCACAAUUUGGUACUGUUUGAUGGAAUAAAAAUGUUUACUGGUCACUAUUCAUAUUCA